Molecule: messenger RNA, 4927 nt
Organism: Apis dorsata (giant honeybee)
Lineage: Eukaryota; Metazoa; Arthropoda; Insecta; Hymenoptera; Apidae
Exons: 2
Coding region: 299-3961 (1220 amino acids)
Biological process (GO): regulation of transcription by RNA polymerase II
Cellular component (GO): nucleus
Molecular function (GO): DNA-binding transcription factor activity; zinc ion binding; RNA polymerase II cis-regulatory region sequence-specific DNA binding
Source: RefSeq, a predicted model, not a curated record
CGCCACGCAGAGAAAGCAAGUUUUCGGAUCGCCAUAAUAGCGCCAUAGCGGUGUGUACAUCGUCCCACUCGUUCGUCGUUCGUGACGGGACGCUUACCGACGCUCGGCGUCGUUUUUUAGAGUUUUGAUUAAUGAGUGAAAUAUUCCAAUCAAAUUAAGUGUUCUUGUCGCGAUUAUUCCUUACGCUGGAUUAAUAUUCAAAUAUACAACGUUCAAGAAGAGUCGAAGAGAAGAUCGACGUUGGGGACGCGUGAGUGUGUACUUUGUGGGUGUCUGGUAGUCAAGAAAACAGGCCGGAAUGGAGAAUAGGCCGGCACCACUUCGCUCUAGGCGAGUCUGCCGAUUUUGUUUGACCGAAUCAGAACCACUUUGCUUCAUUUAUGAACGGGAUCAUAGCAAACCGUUUCAAGUACCACUUACCCUCCAAAUCAUGUCUUGCGUCGCCAUCGAGGUAUACGCAGCUGAUGGAAUGCCACAAAUGAUUUGUAAUAUGUGUCGCUGGAAUCUCGAUAGAUCUUAUAAAUUUAAACUUCAAUGUAAAAAGGCAGAUGAAGCAUUACGAGCUUAUCCAUUAUCUGGUGUCUUGCCAAGACCAUUCCCACCAAUUCCAAAUGAUCCUCCUGAUAUGAACAAUAAACGACCUUCGGAACAAAGACCUCAAAGUGAAGGAAAUAAGAAACCUCGAGUUGAUAAUGGUGAUAGAGAAAGAAGAGAAACACGGGAAAGAGAUAGAGAAAGGGAUAGAGAAAGAGAUAGGGAAAGGGAUAGGGAAAGGGAAAGGGAUAGAGAAAGGGAAAGAGAACGUGAGAGAGAUAGAGAACGUGACAGAGAAAGAGAAAGAGAAAGGGAAAGAGAAAGAGAUAGACAAGUAGAAAAUCAAAGAGACAAAGAAGAUCAACAUGAUUUUUAUGAAGAAGAACAAGAUGCUGGUAGCGAAGGAGAUCAGGAUACGAAUAGUACUAAAGAGGAACAAAAAUUAGAGCCAGGUGAGAUAAGAGUACAUGCGUGUGAUCAAUGCGAUCGUACGUUUCCUUUGCGACAAGCUCUUGCUUUACACAUUCAAAGAGCUCAUCGUGAUCGUAAUUAUAAAUGCACAGUAUGUGACCGCAUGUUCUUUUCUAAAUAUGAUCUUGGAAAGCAUAUGACUACUCAUUCGGAAGAGAAACCAUUCUCUUGUCCAAUUUGUAACAAACAAUUCUCAAGAGCAAAUUUAUUACAACGUCAUGAAAAAGUUCAUAGAGAUGAAUUGCGCUAUGGUUGUCAACAUUGCGAUCGUGAAUUCUUUACAACAGAAGAAUUAGAAAAACAUGAGGAUUCUGUACAUAAAAAGGAAAAACCGUUCCAAUGCAAUAUUUGCAAUAAACGUUUUACAUAUAAACAAGGUUUGGAACGUCAUGAAGUGCUGCAUAACGAAGAUAAGACUUUCGUUUGCGAAUAUUGUAAGGAAGCAUUCCGUACAAGUACCAAGUUAGCUCGUCAUUUAACAACUCAUGCUGGACAUCGACCAUACUUAUGUAAAUUAUGCCCACGUUCAUUCCUUUUAUCCCAUCACUUAACAAGACAUAUGCGAACUCAUUCUGUAGAAAAACGUCAUGUUUGUGAAGAUUGCGGUAAAGCAUUCAAACGUAAAGAGAGUUUGGAAGUACAUCAAUUAACGCACACAAAACGCACAGGUAUGGGUUUAACAUGCGAUGUUUGUCAAGAAUCAUGUAGAAACAGAGCAGAUUAUGUUACACAUAUAAAGCAACAUAUUGAAGCAGGUGAAAAAAUGGGACCAGAUGGAUUACAACCUGAUAAUAAAACCAAACUUGAAUUGGAUUCCGACGAGGAUGAAGAGGAAGAACAAUACUCGGAUGGAGAUGAUGAUUAUGAACCGCCAGCAUAUAUUGUGAAAAAACUUCCAAAACCAAAUAAACCAUCGGAAAGCGAAGAAGAACCAGAGACAACAGAAAAAGAAGAAAAUCAAAAAGAACAAGUUGUAUAUGUAAGAAACAAAGAUGGAAAUAUGAUUAAAAAGACAAUUAAAACUUUGAUGCCUAUUCAACGUAGAGAAGUACAAGAUACCAAAAUAAAACAAAGUCCCUCGGGUAAUCAAUCACAAUCAAAUACGAAACCUUUACAAUCUAAACAAACUGAAGAAUCCUCAAAGUCUUCCCGCGUAGAUGAAACAGAAGCACAAGUACAAAAAAUUGUUGCAUCUGUGUUUAAGGAACAUAAAAUACCGCUAAAACAUCAAAAUGUUCAAGAACAAAGUAAAGAAUCAUCUAUAUCUACAAAUCAAUCUAGAUCGCAACAAGGACAAAGUAGUUCACAAAAUCAAGUUUCUUUGAAAGAUGAAAAAUCUGAAACUCCCGUAUUAGUCAGUGGAACACCAAAAGCUGUAAAUACUGUUAAAGUAAUAAAGAGAAUUGUUGUAAGAAAACCUAGCGGUAAUACCGAAACUAGUACAUCCACGAUAAAAGACGAGGAUGGUACUUCUCAAACUCUUAGUACAGGACAUAAAGUAACAAAAAGAGUAAUCGUUCGUAGAAUUAUUCGUCAAGGAGAUACUACCCGAGAGAUAAUCAUGAAUCCUGAUGGUACAAUAAUCGAUCCAGCAGAAUUGGCCAAGCUUCCAACUGGUAAUGUUGUGAAAAGAGUUGUUGUGAAAAAGCCACUUGAUAAACAUCAAAGUUUGGUUCAAGCUGUAUUACAAUCGUCCACGGAAUCACGACAAUCUACUUCGAUAAAGAAUAACGAUUCGGUAUUGAACGAAUCUCCGAAAUUUGAAUUAAAAACAUCUCAGUCCAUAAAUGCAUCACCUUCAGUAACAAAAACGUCUACAUCUACAGCACAAAAACCUACAAUAACCGUAGGAGAUCAAGAAACUAAGGAAAAAUUAGAACAAUUGGAAAAAAGAGUAGAGCAACAACGCUUAAAAAUAGAAGAAUUAGAAGCUCGUAAACAACAAGAGUAUGAACCUAUUGAAGAAAUGUCACCAGAACGUCAUGAUGAAUCUGAUGAUGAGCAACAAUUACCAUUGAAAAGAGUAUUUGUAAAGAAGAAACAAAGUAUGUAUGACGAAGAACAAGAAUAUAAUGAUAAUGAUGUAACAAUGGUUUCUGUAACAACUCCUAUAUCAACUUCUAUAACGACUCCAACGAUUUCUGUAACAACUCCAACAACAAUAAAAAUAGAAGAUAUUAAAUCUGAUAUGGAAAUAGAAAAAGAGAAAGAAAAAAAUAAAAUUGAAGUACAAGUAGAAAAUAUACCAAAAGAUGUUUCCAUGAUACCAAAAGCAAUUUCUAUAACAACAGCAAUAGCUACAACGCCAAUAACAACAACAACAACAGCAACAAGUGCUACUAUUAGAAAAGAAGGUAAACCAUUAAUAACCAGUUCUAAAGUCUAUGGAAAUAAGAAAAUCAUUGUUGUAAAAACGGGAGAAUCAUCGGAAGUGGAAGAAAUGAGUCGAGAAUUAUGUAACAUAUUAGAUUCAUCUGAUUCUGUUGUUAAAAUGCAAGAAUCAAUUCUAAGUAAUCUCACUCAAAUUUCUUCUCUUGGAGAAUCUUCUCAAAAAAGUAAUGAUGAUAAAGCAAAAGCUGGACCUUCGAAUUCAGAGGAUUAUUUGAUAAAGGAAGAAUCUGCUAAAACCGAUUCCCAAGAUCAAGAAAUGGAUAUAAAACUAGAUAAUUCAGUUUCUAUGGAUGUAUCGGAUUCCCAAGUAUCCGAUGUUAAAAUAGAAUCCGAAGAACAAAUUAUGGAACAACCUGAACAAAAUUCAAAUUUAACUAUAGAUGAACAGGAUCUUUCAGAAUCUACAGAUAUUUUUGAACCAUCAGACAAUGUAUUAGAGGUACAAAAAAGUGAGUUAGGUGAUUCUGUAAUAGAACUUGAUCAUGAAAAUCAUACAAUCAAUUUAAACGAUACUAAUGAUAGUCAAGAUAGUCUUGAGGAUAAACUUCAACAAAUGGAAGGUUAAACUUUCUAUUAGGAAUAAUAAAAUAAGCUUUGACUUAAAAUUUUAUAAAUCCUAAUUUGAUCAAUAUUACAUUUUAAAUCAUAAUUUUAUAAAUUCAAAACUUAAUGUCUAUACAAUUUAGACAAACAUAUAUAAACAUUUUCAUCGUUCUAGAAUUUUGUUAAAUUUAUCAUUCAUAAUCAAAUUUUAGAAUAGUUUAUAUAUUAUCUUACAUAUAAACUUCCUUCUCUUUAAUUUUUUCCUGUGUGAUGAUUGAAGCAUUAUGUUUACGAUGUUGAUUAUUAAUUAUAGUAGUAAAGCACAAUAAGUUAGUGCCUAGUAAUUAUAUUCCUUUCAUAUAUAAAUUAAUAUAAAAUUCAUUAACGUUUUGUAUCUAUAACAAAAAAAUUUGUUAUCUUCAUUCGAGCGAGAAUAUAUUAUAGGCAUAUUAAAAAUCAAGUGUGAAAGAAAUUGUAAAUUUAAGAACUCAUUUUAGAUAUUUGACUUAUUGUCUAGUAUUUGUGCAUCCAAAUAUCAAACAUAAGAAAUUUGUAUAUAUAUAUAUGCCGGACUCAAUACUUUAUUUCAAACCUUCUUUGCUUCAUUUAUUGAUAAAAUUUUUUUGUUCAAUGCUAUGUUACAUUUUCUUACUAUUGGUAAUACAUAGAAUUGAUUCCUCUAUUGGGAAUACAAAAGAUAUUUUGAUGAAUUAAACUUAAUAUUACUAUUUAAUCAUAGUAUGCUAAUUCUAUCAGACUAGAAUGAACAUGGUACAUAGAUUGCCUGAUAUUCUAUAAACAUUUGAAACUAUGUAUCAAAUACAAAGUAUGAUGUGUAAAUGUAAAAUUUAGUGUUGAUUCUUUUUCGAAAAUACCUUUACCGUAUAAUAAUAUAAAUUUAAUACAAAUAACACGUCACAAUACUUUCGUACAAAACAUUUAUAUUUUAUUUGUUACUAUUUUAGAUUAUAGCACAUAUAUAAACUUA